This is a messenger RNA of Sphaeramia orbicularis (orbiculate cardinalfish), 1659 nucleotides long. Its product is annotated as phosphatidylinositol 4-phosphate 5-kinase-like protein 1. Lineage: Eukaryota; Metazoa; Chordata; Actinopteri; Kurtiformes; Apogonidae. Gene Ontology annotation, biological process: phosphatidylinositol phosphate biosynthetic process. Bases 162 to 1472 code for a protein of 436 amino acids. Gene Ontology annotation, cellular component: plasma membrane. Gene Ontology annotation, molecular function: 1-phosphatidylinositol-4-phosphate 5-kinase activity. The record is from RefSeq and is a predicted model, not a curated record. The transcript is spliced from 9 exons.
GUAUGUGUCACACCCUGCUCUGCCUGACUAACCUGCCUGGAAUGUAACCCUGGAAGAUCAUCACACACAACGACGACAACGACGAGGACGAGGCUUCAGACAAAGUGAAGGAAAUCUGGGUUCAUUUGUUUUCCAAACAACAACAACAACAACCACCUCAGAUGGCUCAGACGAAGGCGGCGUCCACCUCCAGAGGGGCCAGGCGGAGGCGCUGGUGGCACCUGAGGCAGCGCUGGAGGAUGCUGGGAGUGUUCGAGAUCACACCGGAGCACGAGUUCUACCCUCUGACCUCCAUGAUCAAAGACGGGAUGCAGGCCUCCAUCCAGAACCUGGAGUCCACCACGCAGGACCAGCUCACACCUGAACACUUCAAGGCCCAGGAGACUCAAACCCACCAGGGCUUUGAAAUGCAGACGUUUGCAGCUGCGGUGUUUUCUAAGCUGAGGCGUUCACUGGACAUCACAGACCACGACUACAUGACCUCCCUCUGCUCGGACGGAUGUUACCUCCAGUUUGUCAGCAACUCCAAGAGCAAAGCCGACUUCUUCGUAACGAACGACAAGAGGUUCUUCCUGAAAACCCAGAGCAGACGGGAGGUCCAGUUUCUUCUGUCCAACCUUCAGGCCUACAUGGACCAUUUGGACAAAUACCCUCAUUCACUGAUGGUCAGGUUUCUAGGUGUCCACAGGAUUAUUGUUCCUAAUGAAAUAAAGAAGUAUUUCAUCGUGAUGCAGAGUGUGUUUUAUCCUGAUGAGAGGAUCAACAUCAGAUAUGAUAUUAAAGGGUGUGAGGUGGGCAGAUGGACGAACCCUGACACUGGAGGAAAACAAAUAAUAAAAGUGCUGAAGGACAACAACUUUGAAGGACAGAACAUUACAUUAGGUCAGGAGAAGUCGUGGUUUGUGAAUCAGGUCAAAGUGGACGCUGCCUUCCUUCAGGACCUGAAUGUGCUGGACUACAGUCUCCUGAUCGCCCAUCAGCCUUUGCACCAAGACGAACUGGACGGGAAACGCUCCUUGGCAAACCUUGUCGUACGUACCACAAAGUCUUUGGACUUGGAUGACGGUCCCACAGAACCAGACCCACCCACAGCUCCGUUACUGGAAAAGGCCACAGAGGAAAGUGGACAAAGUCCUUCAGACCAAACCCUGGCAGCAGCGGCGGUGGAGGAGGAGAUCCCCCUGCAGGAGCUAAAGAUGCACAGGACUGACUCUGAACUGCAGGAGUUCCAGGAGCAGCAUCGACGACUCCUGCCCAACUGUAAGAACCGCCGUCCACGUGAUCGCGGGCCCCAGCGCCGCUACUUUGUGGGAAUUAUUGACAUUUUCACCGUUUACGGUUGGAAGAAAGACUGGAGAACCUGUGGAAGAGCGUUCGCGUUCCCGGGCAGAGCUUUUUCCACCGUCAGUCCUCCGAAAUAUUCACCCAGAUUCUGCCGGUGGAUAGAGAACGCACUCAGUAACAGGGUUUAGAACCAGACCAAAACCUACCUGUUCAUAUUAUCACUGAUUUCUAUCAAAUAAUACACGACUAACACUGUAAAGUUUACAUUUACUAUACGGACAAAAGUAUGGGACACGUUGAAUUCAGGUGUUUCUUUUCCUAACAGGAAGCUGGGAUACAAAACAAUAACAAUGUCAUAUAAUAUGUAGUUUUAUA